CGCAGACAAGAACCCUCAGCGCCCAGCGCGCGGGAGGUGUUGUCCAUCACUGGGGCUUUGUUACGUCGUCGCCUCCUCACCUGGCUGCGGGCGCGUCCUGGCAGCUGCAGCCUGGAGCCGGGUGCCAGCUGCUGCGGCCGCCGCCUCCGCCAUGGUGUCCCCGGUCACUGUGGUGAAGAGUGAGGGACCCAAGCUAGUGCCCUUCUUCAAAGCCACUUGUGUGUAUUUUGUGCUCUGGCUGCCCUCGUCCAGCCCGUCGUGGGUCAGCGCCCUCGUCAAGUGCCUGCCCAUCUUCUGCCUCUGGCUCUUCCUUCUGGCCCACGGCCUGGGAUUCCUGCUGGCCCACCCCAGUGCCACCCGCAUCUUUGUGGGGCUCAUCUUCUCUGCUCUAGGUGAUGCCUUCCUCAUCUGGCAGGACCAGGGCUACUUUGUGCACGGUCUGCUGAUGUUUGCUGUGACCCACAUGUUCUAUGCCUCGGCCUUUGGCAUGCGGCCACUGGCUCUUCGGACAGGUCUGGUGAUGGCAGUACUGUCGGGCCUGUGCUAUGCCCUCCUCUACCCAUGCCUCACGGGUGCCUUCACCUACCUGGUGGGGGUCUAUAUGGCCCUUAUCAGCUUCAUGGGCUGGCGGGCUGUGGCAGGGCUACAGCUGGUUGGGACUGCCUGGCGCUGGACUGAGCUGGCGGCGGGCAGCGGUGCACUGCUCUUUAUUGUCUCAGACCUGACCAUCGCCCUCAACAAGUUCUGCUUUCCUGUGCCCUACUCGCGGGCCCUCAUCAUGUCCACCUACUACGCCGCCCAGAUGCUCAUCGCCCUGUCAGCUGUCGAGAGCCGGGAGCCAGUGGAAGACUACAGACUGAGCAAGGCCAAAUGAGGGGCCAGGUGCUCGUCACCCCUCUCUGCUCCUGGCGCUGGGGUCCAGAACCUGGGAACCUGCAAGAGCUGGAUCAGGAUGGCUGAAGUACCAGCCUGGGGCAGCAGGUACCACCUGUGAAAUACACAAGUUUGAGGGGAUAAGCAGCAAAAAGGAUCUUUCUAGCAAAGCUAGUGGUCCAGGACAAUGCUGAGAACUAAAAAGGGCCAGCUUGAUGCUCCUUGCUGGAGCCAGAAGAAGAUAUCUCCCCACCUGUACCACCCCAUCCAGACUGUCAGAGCCCCUCUGGAGGGCCAUGGUGCUCAUCCUCUCAACCUCCCCUACUUCUACUAGGUGGAAGAGUCUAACUCGCCCACUUCCAGUCUUUCUGAUUUGCACAGAGUUGAGGGAGGAGGGGAGGAGUCUGUGCUGAGAUGACCCACGUCCAGGGCUUGAAGCCCCUUUCACAGGCCGCUAGUUGGGAAGAUUGGAUGGGGUGGAGUCUCCCUUUCCCACAUCUAUCCUUGUUACUUGAACAAUCUUAAUCUCUAAGUGUUGGGUGGGAAGGUGAAGGGGUGUCUAUCCAGGUAGGCAAGACUGGGGACUACUUUGGCCUGGGAGUUUGGGGUACCAAGGGUUCAAGUUGGUCCCAUCUCUCAAAGGCCAUCCCAGAACUCAGGCCCCACACCACCACCCUCAGACCCUAUCCCCAGGGCUAGGGUGAACCACGCCAAAGGAAGGGGCCAGCCUGUGUGUGCAUCUGUAUGUGAGUGUUUUGUGUGUAGUCUGUCUCCCAGCCUAUCUAUAUCUUACUCUGCCAGCUGUCUCUGACCUGCUGUGUGUCAAAGUCUUUUAGGGAGAGGGCCUCAGGGAGCUGCUGAGGGGUUGCUGAGCCUGGCUCAGAGAGCUGGGACGCCCCCCACAUACACACCCACUCUCAGGUCUUUCCUCCUUGCCCCUUCUGCACUGGGAGUGAGAGGAGGGGGCUCCAGUGACACUCUAGGGUCAUAAGACCCGAGGCACAUUCAAUGCAAGGGGAGCAAGGAUGGGACAACUCCAUCCUAUUGCUUGUGUGAAAAAAAAUAAAAAAUACCCAAGGGCCAUUGGCUGCUCUGCUUGUCUGCCUGUGUGGCACGUGCCUGUCUUGCAGAGGUGGGGGUGUGGGGCAUGGCACCAGGGGCCCUGGAUGUCCUCACAGCCUGGGUCACAGUCCUGGCCGGUGCAUCUUGGCGCCAGGCUGGCUCCCUGGCUCUGUUGACACUGCUGGUUGGAGCUUGUCUUACUUGCUGGUCACGUGUGUGGGUGAGGAUGUAGAUCAAGAGGAUGGGGGUUGGGUAGUAUUUGCCACCGUCCAAACUUGACCUUGAUGCACUCCCCUGUGCACAGGUGCCCAGCACCUUUGGUGACUCCUAGUUACCCAGUGUCCUCUACUGCUACCCAACUCCUCCCCUCCCCACCCCAGACCUGCCAGCUGCUCCAAGAUUCCCUUCAAGCAUCUCCUUUCUUCCUGGACUCUGGGCUCAGUUGAACAGCUGGGAGGAAUGAGAUUAGAUUGUCUGGUUCAUACUUUAGAUUUGAAGCCCUGGCAGAAUAAUGUGUCACCCCACUCCAGGGACAUUUGCAUCUUAAUGGGCAGUGCCCUGACCCAGAAGUAAAAAGGGAAGCCUUGGGUGGUGGUGAAUACGCCAUCAGUAGAGGGGUUGUACAGUUGUGGGGAUGUGAUAAAGAGACUCAAGCCCCAUAUGGGUGUUGAAUGAACCAGUGAUUUUCAAACUGGGGUUUUUACAGAGAUCCCUGCUAGUGGGAGCUAGCAAAAGAAUAAAGUAGAGGAGGGAGGCUCAAAGACCCCCUAUCCUUGUUUCAAGUCCAGUAGGUUCUUAAGAAUUUUUUUUUUUCAA
This is a messenger RNA of Globicephala melas (long-finned pilot whale), 2751 nucleotides long. RefSeq names its product transmembrane protein 86A (gene TMEM86A). Lineage: Eukaryota; Metazoa; Chordata; Mammalia; Artiodactyla; Delphinidae. The record is from RefSeq and is a predicted model, not a curated record. Gene Ontology annotation, cellular component: membrane. Gene Ontology annotation, molecular function: hydrolase activity.